AUGGCAUUGCAUCGAGUUGUUCUUGUCGUCGCAAUCAGCUUGCUGAAUCUCCAGAGCUCCCUCCAACAAACCAAACCAUCAUCUCUUAAACAUAUCACAUGUGGUCACAAAAAGAACUUGCAUGCAGGUGAUUGCGCAGCUGCAUACCGCAAAAUUCUCUACGAUGGAGAUUCAACCCUUGACCAAAAUGAAAGUAGUGCCGAAAGGACUUCUGGAAGCUGUGUUACGAACAUCAAAAACCCAAAAUUCAUGAAUGUCCCCAAGGCAAUAAUUGAAAAUGCGUUUGACCAAAUUUUAGCAAGAUGUAACAGUCGUUCUGGUAGUGCCGCUCUCCCAGGUUUUGAUGGGGUUCGGUUGUCGACCAGACACCAUAGACAUCCAAGUGCAUCUUCAUGGGAGGAUGAUAUGGAGUUAAACCGAGUGUUCUGCUCCAAUGGACCCAAAGGCAUCAAAAUAGUUAAGCAAGAUUGUGGCCUACAGAUUGAUCCCUACCAAUGA
Molecule: messenger RNA, 498 nt
Organism: Puccinia graminis f. sp. tritici CRL 75-36-700-3
Lineage: Eukaryota; Fungi; Basidiomycota; Pucciniomycetes; Pucciniales; Pucciniaceae
Exons: 6
Coding region: 1-498 (165 amino acids)
Source: RefSeq, a predicted model, not a curated record